Poecile atricapillus (Black-capped chickadee) is the source of this 1577-nucleotide messenger RNA. Its product is annotated as zinc finger protein 501-like. The coding region runs from base 95 to 1312 and encodes 405 amino acids. The record is from RefSeq and is a predicted model, not a curated record. NCBI's taxonomy places the organism in Eukaryota, Metazoa, Chordata, Aves, Passeriformes, Paridae. The transcript is spliced from 2 exons.
AUGGAGAAGGAAUCAUGAGGUCAGGCGCAGCCUGAAUUCACAGCCCCCCACGCGUGGGACCAUCGGCUCCCAUUCUGCAGACAAGGAGCUGAGGAUGGAGACCAGGGAGGACAAAUCCCUGCAGCAGAACCUGGUGGAAGAGGCCGUUUUGUGCAGUUCCACAGCACAGGAAUCCAACGGGGCGGAAAAGGCCCGGAGAUCCCACACAAGGAGGGGCUGCAAACGCAGAUCACGGGGAUCUGAGGAGGACAGACCCAGCCUGUGCCGGGAAGGUGGACGGAGAUCCAGCCAGGGCUCUGAGCUGGUGGUCCAUGAGCAGCCUCACAAUGGGGAGAAGCCCCACAAGUGCUUGGAGUGUGGGAAGAGCUUCAGGUGGAGCUGCCAACUGAUCAGGCACCAGAUGAUCCACACUGGGGAACGGCCCCACGUGUGUGGGGAGUGUGGGAAGAGGUUUCAGAUGAUCAACACCCUGAUGCGUCACCAACUGAUCCACACUGGGGAGAGGCCCUAUGAGUGUGGGGAGUGUGGAAAGAGGUUUCAGCUCACUUCCAGUCUCCUCCUGCACCAGCGCACGCACACUGAGGAGAAGCCCUUCCGCUGCCCUGACUGCAAGAAGGGAUUCAGGCAAAAUUCCCAUCUUGUCAGGCACCAGCGCAUCCACACUGGGGAGAGGCCCCACAAGUGUGAGCAAUGUGGGAAGAGCUUCAGCCGGAGCUCCCACCUGAACCGCCACCAGAGGAUCCACACUGGGGAGAGGCCCCACAAGUGUAGGGAAUGUGGGAUGAGCUUCAGACAGAGUGCCAACCUGAUCCAGCACCAGAGGACCCACACCGGGGAGAGGCCCUACGAGUGUAGGGAAUGUGGGAAGAGGUUCAGACAGAGCACCAGUCUGAUCAGCCACCAACUGAUCCACACUGGGGAGAGGCCCCACGAGUGUAGGGAAUGUGGGAAGAGCUUCAGACAGAGCACCAGCCUGAUCCAGCACCAGAGGACCCACACCGGGGAACAGCCAUACAAGUGUGGGGAAUGUGGGAAGAGGUUCAGACAGAGCACCAGUCUGAUCAGCCACCAACUGAUCCACACUGGGGAGAGGCCCUACGAGUGUUCCAAGUGUGGGAAGAGGUUUCAGACCAGCUCCACUCUCCUCGUGCACUAUCGGACUCACACAGAGGAGAGGCCCUUCCAGUGCUCCGACUGUGGGAAGGGCUUCAAGUACAACUCCGCCCUUGUCACUCACCGGCGCAUCCACACCAGGGAGAGGCCCCAGAGUGUCCCCAGUGUGGGAAGAGCUUCUCACAGAGCUCAGCCUUGACCCAACACCAACAGAGGCACUGGUAAGGGAAGCCCUGCAAGUGCCCCGAGUGCGGGAAGAGCUUUGUGACCCACAUUCCCUGGGAUCCACCUUGGGAAUCCACCUGGCUGCUUCUCCUUCUGUUUUGGCCUCAUUUUUCUUCUGAUUCAUCUUCAUCCCUUAAAAACAGCCCAAACAGGGUUAAAAAGAAAGAAGUUGAUCAACUGUGUCUAUUGUCCCACCAUUUCACAGGUGUUUGAGGGGGAAUAUAGGGUUUGGGGACACA